GAGCAAUUACAUCGGCUAAAGACUUGAGGCUCGGUGAGAGGAAGUAGCACUUUCCUGGUAAAGUUUCACCGUACAGGUCCAGAGAAGGUUUCUGUAAACUCCGGCACCAUGAGUUCGGCACAACCUACAACAACGAAGACAGAGGAAGCGGCAGAUGUUGGUUCUAAUCCAGCUGCAGUGAAAAGGGAGCUGAAGUGCCCCCUGAGUGAUCGUCACAUUCAUGGAGAGGAUAUGAGAAAGGUGUGGAAGGAAUGCCAAGAGGAGAGCUUCUGGUACAGAGCUCUCCCCUUGUCCCUGGGCAGCAUGGCUGUCACUGGUGGGCUGAUAUACAAUGGUAUCUGGAAGUCAUCAAUGCGAUUUGGUCCCUUUCCAAAACUAGCAGUUGCUGGGAUCCUUGGUUACGCCGUGGGCAAAGCAUCUUAUGUUAGAACUUGUCGAGGAAAGUUCCUCGAGCUUGAUCUUGCGGAUCGACCAGGACGUGGACCCGGGUCAUGGGGAGGACCUUUCAAUAAACAUGGUCAUGGACACAGAUCCUGCCACCAUGUCUGUGAAGAAUGUAAGAAAACCCCUAAAGCCGCACCGACAGAGGAAGUGAAAAGUUAAAGACUCAUGGGAGGACUGACUGUCAGCAUGGCCCUGUCAGUAGCAGCUAUAUUGCUACUUAAAUGUUAUUAAUACUGUCAAACCAUGCACAAAGUGCCACUAGGGGGAGCAAUUGUCCUUUCAAUCAUAGCUCUGUUUUAGUGUAUUCCAUUUGAUCAUUUUCUAAACAAUGAAAUAAAUACUAAAGAAAGUUUUGCUUACAAAGGGAUUUUUUUACACUAUUCAGUCAGUGAGUGUUUUGAAUUGUUUAUCAGCAAAUAAACAAUAUCAUACAAAGAACCAACCUGCAUGAAAGGUUUUGGUCAGUAAAUGUUUACAAUCCUUCCAUGUAUGCUCAUAUUUGACAAAUAAAGGCUUUGUAGAAUGUCA
Pleuronectes platessa (European plaice) is the source of this 972-nucleotide messenger RNA. It is a transcript of the gene ociad2, whose product is annotated as OCIA domain containing 2. The coding region runs from base 109 to 603 and encodes 164 amino acids. The record is from RefSeq and is a predicted model, not a curated record. Lineage: Eukaryota; Metazoa; Chordata; Actinopteri; Pleuronectiformes; Pleuronectidae. The transcript has 7 exons. Gene Ontology annotation, cellular component: mitochondrial inner membrane.